GGCCACCUUACACCCCCUUACAUCCCCUCACGAGUCUCAAACAUUUUAUAAAGGUGGGAUUUCGACGGGCAGGUGCUUGGAGGCGGUGUAAAUGCCUUGUUAAAGACGAGCUCGCGUGUGUGUGUGUGUGAAGAGUCGCGCAGCUGGAGGAGAGUUCAGCCAACACUGAUGACGUCAUCGCGCGAAGAUGGCUGAAGGGGAGAGCUGGUGGGGAGGCUGGCUGCAGCAGAGCAUUCAAGCCGUCAAAGACAAGUCAUCUGAAGCUUUAGAGUUCAUCAAGCGAGAUCUGAGCGAGUUCUCCACCGUGGUGCAGCAUGACACGGCCUGCUCCAUCGCCGCCACAGCUACAGCUGUCAAGAACAAGCUUGCUGUGGAGGGCUCAUCCGAGACCACUGAGAAGGUGAAGAAAAGCAUCUCCAGUUUCUUGGGCGUCAUCUCGGACACGCUUGCUCCACCGCCGGACAAGACCGUCGACUGCGAGGUCAUAACUUUAGUGGCCACGCCGGCUGGAACCACAGAAGUGUACGACGGUUUCAAGGCUCGUCUUUACAGUCUGCAGGCCGACCCUGCCACGUACUGCAACGAGCCCGAUGGUCCCCCAGAGUUGUUUGACAGAUGGCUCGCCACCUUCAGCUUGGAGGAGAAGAAAGGAGAGGUGUCUGAACUGUUGGUCAGCAGCGCCUCGGUCCGCGCUCUUUACACCAAGAUGGUUCCAGCUGCUGUUUCUCAUUCCGAAUUCUGGCAGCGAUAUUUUUACAAAGUCUUCCAGUUGGAUCAGGACGAAGCAAGGAGAGUGGCCCUGAAGCAGAGAGCAGAUCAGACGUCUCAUCCUGAGACGCUCGGCUGGGGGGAGGAGGAGGAGGAGGAGGGUGACUUCCUCGGCGGAGCUUCGUCCUCUGGGCUCAGCUUGAGCUCCGCCCACGUGCACGCCGCCUCCACUUCGCCCACCGAGGCCACGCUGAUGACUCCCGCUUUGUCUCCGAGUGAAGACCAUGAGCCCACCCUCUCUGCCAGCAGCGACACGCUCAGUCUGCCCACGCAGGUGGACUUGCACCCCGAGUCCACGCUGGGCCGCUUGGAGGAGAAGAUGGCCAGCGUUGACCUUAAAGACGAGGCUGAGGAGCUAGCUCCAGCGGAGGAAACGCCUGCGCCCAAGCAGGAGGGCCCUCAAGACCUGAGAGUGUUUGAGUUGAACUCUGACAGCGGGAAGUCCACCCCCUCCAACAACGGCAAGAAAGGAUCCAGCACUGACGUGAGCGAGGACUGGGAGAAAGACUUCGACCUGGACAUGACAGAGGAGGAGGUGCAGAUGGCCCUGUCUAAAAUGGAAGCUUCUGGAGAGCUGGACGAGGACUGGGAGAACUGGGAGUGAGCGCCCCCCAGCUGUCGGCCGAUGAGCCACGCUUAACCUGAUUUAUUUCUUUGGCCACACUGUCACGUGUCAUGUCUGUCAGUUGGGCUUUCUGUGGAGCGGCAAACCAACAUGAGUCUGCUCCUUCACACACACACACACACACGUGUGGGGUGAGCGCGGGGCUGGAUGAGCUUCUUCAUACUUCAAUGAUCCACGUCAUCUGUGUCUGGACGAGGUGGGCAGAGGAUUCAACUGUAGCCAGAGCAAUAGCCUUAACCUUGAAGAUGCUGCUCAUUGUGGGCGGUCGCCGCGGCCCACCGCUGACCCGCUUCACUCUCAGCUGGGUGAGAAGCCGUGGCACACGCUUGUCCUGUCCCCAGAUCCCGCUCCAUCUGCCCUGCGGAUAAGAGCCGUGCGGCUGGAGCUGUGGUGUUUAUGCACAACAGCCGGAAUGUUGUAUUAUGUGCUGCGGAUCGCAUGACAUGAUGCCAGAACACCUGCUGCAGAUGGUUUCCCUGUACAGACGCGUUGCAUGUCUGGUUCUUGGCCUGUGUGUCGCGUCUGCUGUUUUCCUUUUCUUCUCCAAACUGCCACAUUAUUUUCUGAAUCGGGGUCUUGGCCUCUAUUUUUCAAUGGAUAUCGAUCAUUAAAGGGUUCAUGGUGAA
Synchiropus splendidus (mandarinfish) is the source of this 2019-nucleotide messenger RNA. It is a transcript of the gene bsdc1, whose product is annotated as BSD domain containing 1. The transcript has 11 exons. Lineage: Eukaryota; Metazoa; Chordata; Actinopteri; Syngnathiformes; Callionymidae. Bases 188 to 1372 code for a protein of 394 amino acids. Gene Ontology annotation, cellular component: cytoplasm. The record is from RefSeq and is a predicted model, not a curated record.